AUGAACAAUUUGAAACUAAUUGCUCUGUCUGAUGAUAGUGUUGUGGAGGUACAAGGGGAACGUGAAGGUGUACACAAGGCAGUUGAACUAAUUGCUUCACAUUUUAGAAAGUUAUUGGUUGACCGCAGUGUUAUCGAUGCAAAUAUCAAGUGCCCGACCAAACCAGGAGAUGGCAGCUCCCCAACUUUUGGUCAGAUUCUAAAUCAAGGGUAUGCACAAUCAAGGCAGAAUAUGAUACAAGAAGCUCCAGUGGAAAUGCCAUACCGGCACGUUGUGAUCAUCGAAUCUCUCAUCAACGAUCUCGAUAAAGACACCGUGCUCAUGCUCGACAUGUUCCAACUAAUGCAGGAGAACAUGAGUGCAGCAACAGACAUCUGCAAAAAAAUCGUUGAAGACCACCGAAGACCAUAA
This is a messenger RNA of Lactuca virosa, 411 nucleotides long. NCBI's taxonomy places the organism in Eukaryota, Viridiplantae, Streptophyta, Magnoliopsida, Asterales, Asteraceae. The record is from the annotation of a GenBank genome assembly.